AUGGGCGCAUCAAUCUCUACAAAUUCAUUUCCUGUCAAUGGGCGAACUGUUUUAAUAACAGGGGGAUCCCAAGGCACGGGGCGCGAAGCAGCGCACCAGCUGGCCCAGAGAGGGGCCAAUGUUGUAAUCGUGGCGAGAGAUGCCAAGAAAUUAGAGCAUGCUCUCCAAUACAUCAGUUCAGGAGCAGCAUCACCAGAGACACAGCGCUUUCACCAUAUCAGCGCCGACCUGACAGCACCUGAGACGUGUGCCAGAGUUAUCGCCGAAACGUCCAAAUGGAACUCGGGACAACCGCCAGAUAUUGUAUGGUGUUGUGCUGGAAUAGCUCAUCCCACACUCUUCGUUGAUACCGACGUUUCGGAAUUCAAAACACACAUGGACAACAAUUAUUUCACCAGUGUUUACAUGGCGCACGCAAUCCUCAGGGCAUGGCUUAGGACUGAUCCUCAAUCAAAGCUUCAAUCAACAACCUCACCAACCAAAUCUGAGAGUCUGGCUCCCAGACACAUCAUCUUCACCUCGUCGCUCCUUGCUUUUUAUGGGGUUGCAGGAUACGCGCCAUACAACCCUAGCAAAGCUGCAUUACGUUCCCUCUCUGACUCGAUUUCGCAAGAGAUGAAUCUUUAUGCUGGGGCGAAUCCAGGUUUGCCCCAAAUAAAGGUUCAUACGAUAUUUCCAGCCACCAUCAUUACCGAAUCGUCAGUGACUGAGAAUGAGAUAAAGUCUGAUCUUACGAAGAUGCUUGAGGAGUCAGAUAAAGGUCAAACACCUCAUGAAGUAGCAAGGAAGAGUAUCGAGGGGUUGGAAAAUGGGCUGGAACUCAUUACUAGUGACUUUCAGACAAGGUGUCUUAUGUCAUGUUCUCUGGGUGCCAGCGUCAGGGGUGGACUCUGGAAGGGUCUCUGUGAUUGGGUGCUUGGCUCUGUCAUGUUGCUGGUGGCAGUAUUGGUCAGGCGUGAUAUGGACAGAAAGGUUUGGAAGUGGGGGCAGGACUUUGGUGAUUCCGGCAUGAGGACGGGGAAAUCAUGA
Messenger RNA from Diaporthe batatas, 1029 nucleotides. RefSeq lists its product as uncharacterized. Gene Ontology annotation, biological process: sphingolipid biosynthetic process. Lineage: Eukaryota; Fungi; Ascomycota; Sordariomycetes; Diaporthales; Diaporthaceae. The record is from RefSeq and is a predicted model, not a curated record. Gene Ontology annotation, cellular component: endoplasmic reticulum membrane. Bases 1 to 1029 code for a protein of 342 amino acids. Gene Ontology annotation, molecular function: 3-dehydrosphinganine reductase activity. The transcript is spliced from 2 exons.